AUGGAAGAACAUAAACAACGUUGUUGGUCGGAUCUACAAAUUGACAUCUUAGCUUCAAUUAUCGAACUCUUAGAAGCUCGAAUCGACAUUAUUCGUGUCGGAAGCGUUUGCCAUUCAUGGCGAAACUCAGUUGCCUAUUGUCACAGCAGUGAUCUCCAAGGUUCUCUUGAAAAAUACUGUUUUGGUCGAAUUAAGUUCCCUAAAUGCUUGAACUUUUAUUUAACGAUUACCUAUAUGGUAAAACCAAUUUGUCAAGAUUAUAACAGUUUCUUGAUUGAAGUUGAUCAUCACCACUCAAGCCCAAGCCAACACAAAGCACGGCUUUUACACCUCAUCACACCAAGGAACAAGACCGGUAUUAUUUUUUAUAGUAAGGAGGUGAUUGAUUCAAGAAAUUAUCAUGUAUCAGAAAUGUGCAUAAAACACACACUCAAAUAUAUUCCCGAUCCGAGUUUGUUCAAGAAAUUAAUUGUUUAUCCGGAUAAUUAUUGGACUAAGAGAGAAGACUGUAUGGUGUUAGCUAUCAAUCGAUGCGGAAAUUUGAUUUACUGUAAACUUGGAGAUUGGAAUUGGAAGAAGAUGAACACAAAUAGUGAGAGUAAUUUUAAAGAUAUAAUUGUUUGUAAUGGAAAACUGUAUGCUGUUGAUUGGCGUCGUCUUUGGGUUAUUGGUUUUCCAUCAUCAGAUUAUGUUAUGAACUUUGUAUGUGAGUUAAUUCCUGGGAGUAAAAAUUUGGUAGAGUCUUGUGGAGAUCUUUAUCUAAUAUCUGCGGCUUUUCAUCAAGAAAACCAAAUUUAUAAACUGAGAGAUUGUAAAUAUUGGGAAUUGGUGCAGGGCAUUAAUGAUCGGAUUUUUUUCACUCGCGCUGGCUUAAAGGAAAUGCACAGAUCUAGUUUUAUCUGGAAGUCUGAAAGCCUAGCAGUAUUGCUGAUUCUUAACCAUGCACAGAUCUAG
Molecule: messenger RNA, 954 nt
Organism: Mercurialis annua (annual mercury)
Lineage: Eukaryota; Viridiplantae; Streptophyta; Magnoliopsida; Malpighiales; Euphorbiaceae
Product: F-box protein At2g17036-like
Exons: 2
Coding region: 1-954 (317 amino acids)
Source: RefSeq, a predicted model, not a curated record